AUGACCCGCACCGGGGUAACGCCCCGCACAGCACUGAAAGGAUCGAAUGCCUCUACACCUCCUGUUCUCCAAGAUACUUCUACUCCGGAAUGGAUUGUCGCAGAUAUCCCAGAUUUUGUACCGCAAGGAUUCGAUACAGGACAAGUGGACACUUUACAGGGCAACGGCAAUGGAGGAAUACCAGCAGACGCUUUCGAUCCCUACAUCGGACCUUCCACCGCCCAAUUAACAACUCAGAGCGCAGUGGGCCCUCAAGUUACGCCAAACCCAUACGCCCACGAUCCCACUGCUUUAGGCGCAGCAGCGUACUUCGGACCUCAAAACACCUUUCAACAACCGGUUCAAUACCAUCUCUACGCACCCAUCGGGCCACAUAACUCAAAUAUAUUAGGCUACCAAAGGAAUGUCCAUGAUUUGUUCCUCCCAAACGAUUUCCGGGAGGAAUUACAAAAGAAGGCAGCGGCUACACUACAGACUCUUCCCAACCAUUUUCACUCCUUGGUGCCUCUCGAUCUUUCCUACCAGAAAAAUGCGGCGAUUUUUGGCUACCCUAGUUGGGUAUAUAAGGCUCAAUCGAGUAAAGAUGGCAACUUCUACGCUCUCAGGAGACUUGAAGGUUUCCGUUUGACCAGCGAAAAGGCUAUUCGAGCAGUCCAAAAUUGGAAACGUGUAUGCAACGGCAGCAUAGUCACAGUCCAUGACGCUUUUACAACCCGUUGCUUCCAGGACAGCUCCCUAAUAAUUGUCACUGACUACCACCCUCUGUCAAAAACGUUGGCGGAACACCACCUCGGUGGUCCCAGCCGAUAUCAGGCUCGCCAAACCGGAACACAUAUCCCCGAGCAAAUCCUAUGGAGCUAUGUAACUCAAAUUGCAUCUGCCUUGAAGGCAAUUCAUAGCGUAGGGUUGGCAGCACGAGUGAUCGAUCCUAGUAAGAUUUUGCUGACAGGGAAAAAUCGCAUCCGGCUUAAUGCAUGUGCAAUUCUGGACGUUGUACAGCAUGACUCCCAACGGUCGAUCACAGACCUCCAAAGUCAGGACCUAGUAAAUUUUGGCCAACUGAUUAUCACUCUGGGAGCAAACUCACCCUCCGUCAUGCACAAUCCGACAAAAGCCAUGGAACAUUUUACUCGCGCAUACACUCCCCAAUUGAAGAAUUCCAUCUUCUGGCUAUUGAGCGCCUUACAAAAAGAUCAGGAACGCAACAUCGAUCUCUUUGUCACCGGCAUCUCCUCCCAGCUCAUAUCUACUUUUGACUCCGCCCUCCACCUCGAUGACGAACUCACCUCCGACCUCAGCCGGGAGCUCGAAAAUGGGCGCCUCGUUCGCUUGCUUACCAAACUCAAUUUCAUCAAUGAACGUCCCGAAUACGACCACGACCCCCAAUGGGCCGAAAAUGGAGAGCGCUAUGUCCUCAAACUAUUUCGCGACUAUGUGUUUCACCAGAUUGACGCGCAAAAUAUACCGGUUGUCGACCUAGGGCAUGUACUUACCUGCCUGAACAAGUUGGAUGCAGGGACUGAAGAAAAGGUCACGCUGGUUAGUCGAGACGAGCAAAGUUGUUUUAUCGUUAGUUACAAGGAGUUGAAGAAGGCGGUGGAAUCCUCUUUCCAGGCGUUGACGAAACAUCCGAGGAGGGCCUAA
Messenger RNA from Histoplasma mississippiense, 1644 nucleotides. RefSeq lists its product as hypothetical. The record is from RefSeq and is a predicted model, not a curated record. The transcript is spliced from 6 exons. Gene Ontology annotation, cellular component: P-body; PAN complex. The coding region runs from base 1 to 1644 and encodes 547 amino acids. Gene Ontology annotation, biological process: protein phosphorylation; mRNA processing; nuclear-transcribed mRNA poly(A) tail shortening. NCBI's taxonomy places the organism in Eukaryota, Fungi, Ascomycota, Eurotiomycetes, Onygenales, Ajellomycetaceae. Gene Ontology annotation, molecular function: ATP binding; poly(A) binding; protein kinase activity.